This is a messenger RNA of Oldenlandia corymbosa var. corymbosa, 1368 nucleotides long. Lineage: Eukaryota; Viridiplantae; Streptophyta; Magnoliopsida; Gentianales; Rubiaceae. The record is from the annotation of a GenBank genome assembly.
AUGGGUUUAGACUCAUGUAGUGAAGAAAUGGAAUGUCCAGCUGCUAAACCCUCUGAAACCCCUUCCAAUAUCCCUGAUCUGGUUUCCAAAUUUGCAAAAGUUUGUAAACUUCGGUCCAUUGGGGUCUUUACUUCUGAGAAUCAUUGCGAUGAUGGUGGUCAAGGGGCUCCUGUUUUCUUGGAUGAAAACAAGAAAGGUUUGACCAAAGAGAAAUUCGAUUCAGGGAAGCUCUGUCCUCGGUAUGGCGAGGAGGGGAGUAUUAAAGGAUGUGGAUGUUGUCUUAUGGAUAUUUCCGAACUGUUUGAUUCUGUUUCUGCUGUGAAAGUUGCUUAUGUUAAGUUUCAAGAAGCUCACAUUCCAUAUGACCAUGAAAAGAUUGUUGCUGCUGACAAACAUAUGGUUGAUCAGCUUGGCCAACUGUGCAAAAUCAAACAGUCUUUUAAGGAAAAGAAAAAGAAAGAAGAGAAUUCUGUUGCUGCUUGUUCGGCUCUGGUGAAGAAAGAAAUUCAAGUCCAGGAGAGUCUUUUGGAGCAAUUGAAGUCAACAGUUAAAAUGAAGGAGAGUGCUGUGGUUAAAUUGCAGAGAGAACUCCAGGAUUUGGAGUUGAAGAACAAAAGCUUGGCCGAAGAGUUCAAGCAGCAAGAGAAAGUUAGGGUCAAUGUUCUGCAUACUCAUUCCUUUGAAGUGAUUGUCAAAGCAGUUAGGAUGGCAAUUCAUGAUUUUGCUAAGCCAUUGAUUUCCUUAAUGAAAGUCUCUGGUUGGGAUUUAGACCAAGCUGCUAAUGCCAUCGAGGCUAAGGUUGUUUAUGCCAAGAGGUCCCAUAAGAAGUACGCAUUUGAAGCUUACAUAGCCCGGAGAAUGCUCAAUGGAUUUUCAUGCCAGCAGCCAUGUGAUACGCAGAGGAUUCUUAAAUUCAAUGAUCCUAUAAAUGCUCUAAUCGAAGAUCCACAUUCUGAUUUUGCAAAAUUUUGCCGGAAGAAGUACCUCGUGUUGGUUCAUCCAUGGAUGGAAACAUCAUUUUUUGGAAACUUGGAUCACAGGACAUUUGUGGCCAAUGGUUUGCACCCAUAUACGCCGUUUUACAGGGCAUUUGUUAAGAUGGCCAAAUGGGUCUGGUGUCUUCAAGGAUCUAUUGCUUCAUCAACUACCCCUAAGAUUGAGACCUUUACAGUUACAAGAGGGGCUGAAUUUUCAGAUGUUUAUAUGGAAUCGAUCGAGGAGCUGAAAGAAAAUGCACUAAUGUCUGGUCAAGAAGGGGCGAGAUAUAAAGUCGAAUUCAUGAUCUUGCCUGGGUUUAAAGUUGGUAAGUCGGUGAUCAGGUCUCAAGUUUAUCUUUCAAAAGUGAACUCCGAAGGUUCUAAAUUUUAA